Messenger RNA from Anolis sagrei ordinatus, 777 nucleotides. It is a transcript of the gene PDRG1, whose product is annotated as p53 and DNA damage regulated 1. Gene Ontology annotation, biological process: protein folding. The record is from RefSeq and is a predicted model, not a curated record. Gene Ontology annotation, cellular component: prefoldin complex. Lineage: Eukaryota; Metazoa; Chordata; Lepidosauria; Squamata; Anolidae.
CAGUUGCCGUGGCAACCCCCUUCCCAGCCAAUUACCAGCUUCGGGCCUACUCCGUUGCCGUGGCAACCUCUCGCCCGCGGCUUGCGUGACGCCUGCGCCGACUAGGCCUCGCCUCCGCUUACUUCCCUUUUCCGUUCCGGACGCGAUGGGCGCCGUGGACCCGGCCUUCGUGGUGGGCUACUUGGCGGAGGUGGAAGCCCUGGCCGAGGAGGUGAUGGCCGGCCGGCAGCAGAUUGUCGAUUUGGAUCAGAAGCGAAAUCAGAACCGGGAGGCGUUGAGGGCUUUAAGCAAGGAGCCGGACUCUUCAGGUCAGGUCAUGGUUUGCUUUGGCGACAUGUUUGUGCAGCUUCCAAAACCGAAGACCAAGGACAUGUUGCAGAGAGAUCAAGAGCUCCUAGAUGAAGAAAUAGCCAAACUGCGAGAAGAACUAAAAGUCAAAGUUAACCGUCUCCUGGAAGCACAAGGUAAGCCGGAACUGAAAGGCUAUGACCUGAAACCGUUAAAUGCUGAAGAAAUGUGGUUCCUGAGAAAAGUGGUGGACGGCUGAAGCAGUGCUUGUGGAAUUGACGUGACAGCUUCUCCUUCCACAGAAAAACCAAGAGAAAGAGCGCUACUCAGGAGUACAAAAUGCGGUUUCGCUCACAGAGCUGUGCUCCUGAGGCAGAGCAUUGCUUCCUCUGUCGAGUGUCUUGCUUUUGUGUGAGAGGGUGGAACAGACAUGUGCAAACUUGGGCCCUCCGGGUGUUUUGGACUCCAACUCCCACCAUUCCUAACAGC